This is a messenger RNA of Paralichthys olivaceus (Japanese flounder), 656 nucleotides long. Lineage: Eukaryota; Metazoa; Chordata; Actinopteri; Pleuronectiformes; Paralichthyidae. The record is from RefSeq and is a predicted model, not a curated record.
GCCUUCGUAAAGGUCGCUUCUGGAUCACGCCGGACCCGUACCACAAUGACGACAACAUCCAAAUCGGCCGGGAGGUAAAGAUCAGCUGCCAGGUGGAGGCCACGCCGCCGGAGGAGCUGCAGUUCAGCUGGCUGAAGAACGGCCGACCGCUGAAGAGCUCCGAGCGGAUGGUCAUCACGCACACCGACACCGACGUCUCACUGGGAACCACCAACCUCGACAUCAUCGACCUCAAGUUCACAGACUUCGGCACCUACACCUGCGUGGCCUCGCUGAGGAACGGAGGAGUCCCCGAGAUCAGCAUCGAUGUCAACAUUUCAUCCACCACAGUUCCCCCAGAGCUGACCGUGCCCAGGGGGCGCUCUCACCUCAUCGCUCAGGAAGGCGACACAGUGGACCUGCAGUGUCUGGUCUCAGGGAAACCCAAACCCAUCAUCCUGUGGUCUCGGAUGGAGGAGAGCGGGGCGGCGGCAGCGGCGGCGGCGGCUCUGAUGCCGGACGGCUCGGCUCAGACAGAGAGCUACGACGGCGUCCUGAGGAUCAGCAACGUGACGAGAGAGAUGAGCGGGACUUACCGCUGCCAGACGAGUCAGUACAACGGCUUCAACGUGAAACCAAGAGAAGCUCUGAUCCAGCUGGUGGUGCAGUGUGGGUAA